AUGGGCCGUCAAGCAGGAGCCAGCGCUGCAGAGAAGUCGCCUGCUGUAGCGGCUGGAGAAGCGGGGAUUGCAGACUCAAAACGAGCGGCCAAAAGGGGAGCUGGUGUAACUGCUAGCAGGAAGGAGGAAGAGGCAACCACAGUCUCGAGGGGCCUAACCUUGUGCCACAGGGACUCGAAGAGGCCCCGGCUUCAACAGCAGCAACAGCAGCUGCAGCAGCGAAAAAAUCACAAGCGCCAAGAGCUCCAUGUAGAAGAAAAGGAUCUGCUGGAACCCGAAGGAGAUAUUACUGCUGACUCUGAAGCGGGAAAAGCCGACCUUUCGGCAACGGCACCAGCGGCAUCCGCUGAAGCAUCAGCACCGCAAAAAGAUGCUGUGGCAGUAGCCAUUGAUGCAGCAGUAGCAGCAGACCCGUAUCUACUGGAGGAUGCAGAUUACUUGCGAUCAGAACGGCGCUGGUUAAAUCGCCAAAGGGUCCUGCUUCUAGGCAGCCGCGACGAAGUGGGAGAAGAAGGAGAAGCUCCAGAAUAUUGCCGAACUCUGCCAACUGCGGUCGUCUGCGCUUGCUGUUCAGUGGAGACUCUUAGCGAGUUGCGCCUCUCUGGGAAUUGCUUGCUGCAUUCAAGACCGUUGCUGGUCUUCGCCGCUGAAUUCGACAGAGAGCCACAGUUCAGGGUUCUUAAGGAGUUGUUCACGCAGGUUUUCGGUACACCGAGGAACCAUCCUAAAUCCAAGCCUUUCUUUGACCACGUGAUGUGCUUCUUCGUCGCUGACUGCCGCAUUUGGUUUAGGCACUACCAGGUUGCCCCUCUCGUGGUUGGGGAAGGCGGCGAUGCAAACAAUCCUCACAGACAAACUUACAUCGAGAUUGGGCCUCGUUUUGUACUGGACCCCGUGAAGAUUUUGGAAGGCAGCUUUUGCGGCAAAACUCUUUGGCGUAACGCCGUGUUCGUGAGAACUAGAGACUUAUUGAGGCCGCGGAGACUUCAGGCAGCGUUGGACUUCGCAAGGCGCCAGGAACAGAAGGAAAGGAGAAAGACGUACCUCGAUGCAGUUAUGCAGAACGAGCCAAGAAGCAAGUUGGCAAGGGAGAGCAUUUUCGGUGUAGACAACGAUCAUAAGAAGCUAAACUCUAACAAAUCAAAGUCUAAAUCAUGA
This is a messenger RNA of Cyclospora cayetanensis, 1158 nucleotides long. RefSeq lists its product as uncharacterized. The transcript has 8 exons. Gene Ontology annotation, cellular component: nucleolus. Gene Ontology annotation, molecular function: rRNA binding. Lineage: Eukaryota; Apicomplexa; Conoidasida; Eucoccidiorida; Eimeriidae. The record is from RefSeq and is a predicted model, not a curated record. Gene Ontology annotation, biological process: rRNA processing; ribosomal large subunit assembly. Bases 1 to 1158 code for a protein of 385 amino acids.